AUGGAGAAUGAAGAUAUAUCAAGGCUUAUCGAAAACUGUAAGGGUUUGCCUUUGGCAAUAGCUUUAAUAGGAGGUCAACGAAUUGCAACCGCGGAGGGAUGGCGAAAUGCCUUAAGGAGAGCUCAGCAAAACGAUGCAAACGUUCUUCCCCAUUAUCGGUUAAAUUUGCAGGAAACUUUCGCAGCUAGUAUUGAUCAACUCUCUAAGACAGAAAGAGAGCAGUUUCGAAAGUUAGGAGUUUUUAGAAAAGGCAAGAUACCGAUAGAUAUUAUAAGUAGCUUAUGGGAACUCGAUAAAGAUACAGCAACCAGAAUCCUAUAUAAUUUUCAAGAUCGUUCUCUCUUAACAGUUGGACAUGACAGGAUAAAUGCACAUAAAUUUAGGAUAAUCUGCAAUUUGCAUGAUUUAAUUGUUGACUAUUUACGAUUGCCGAGCCAAGUGUCACAGCUCUCCUAUGAAGAGCAUUAUAAAGAAUUAAAUCGUGACCUCAUUUCCAGAACGUAUUUCCGGUACCGUCUAAGUUGGUCUGACUUUGAGGAUGACGGUUACUUCUGUAAAAAUCUUGUUGAACAUGCUAUUUCUGCUGAUAGCAUAACAAUCAUUAACAAGAUAGCCAUGGAUGUUGAAUGGAUGGAUGUAAGUCUCAAAGCUUCUCAGUCGGUAUCAAACUUGCUGUUCGAUUUGGAAAGAUGCCAAAAAUUUUUGCGAGCCCAGAUGUCAUAUAAUGACUAUUUGGGAGAUGCUUGUACACUGCUGCAAGAACACAGCUCUUACUUACAGUUCGAAUCCGUAGAUUUUGUUCAGUUUUUACUUGUAACAACAAAUAAAAUAUCUUGGUUGUAUAAGGAAGCUUUUAAAAUUGCUGAAAAAAGACGCACACAGGGAAGCUUUUACGCUAUUGUUAGUUAUACGGAAAGCAAACAUCAGGAAAAGUGGCAAAAAUCCCUGAGAACCGGAAAUUGUAAAGAAGAUCCUGUUCCUAAAUGUUCAAAUUCUUACUCAGAACGCUUCAGAAUAGCAUCCUCUAAGGGAAAUGAUACAACAUAUCCUACACUUUUGGUGACAGAGUCGGAUAAUGCGAAACACUGUUUCAGCUAUCAACUGGAAAAAGUUUCAGUUAUUAAUGUAAAUAUAUCCCCAUGUGGAAGCAAAUUAGCAUAUUGCUACGUGCCAAAUUAUAAUCAUUCCGAAAGAGGUCUAAAUUGCGUUUGGGAAGUAAUAAAUGUUGAAGAUCAUCGAAAACUAAACUUCAUUGCUAACGACGAUUCGAUUAACAUUGGUUUGGAGGCCUACAUUCUAAAGUUUUCACCAUAUCAAAACAGUCUCAUUGUCACCUUAUCUUCAGAUAAAAGAAAUCUUGAGACGUGGAUAAUCGACGAUAAAGAAGUCGUCAUGCAACAAACUAUUGGACAGUCACUCGAAAUUCAGGGGUUUGAGUUUAUUCCAAAAGGGUCUCGGAUAUUAUCGUGGCACAGAAAUAAUCCUAGCUCCUUCAGCGAACGGGAAUGGAACAUCGAAAAAAUAGAUACUUGCGAAAUCAAGGCACAUGAGAUUGAGAAUCUUAAUGAUUAUACCCUCAUUGAAGUUCCAGAGCUAAUCGAUGCAAACACCUGUAAUGCCAUAGCAAAAUUUUGCCAGCCCGAAAAUAUUUGCAACUUAGAUGAUGUUAAGGCAAUUGACGAGAGUAUGAUCGUCAUGAAUUAUGGAUCUACACUUGGCGUAUUACCUACGAAUUUUAAUGAUAGUGAAAGCCUAAGGGUUGUAGAAGAAUUUUCUGAAAUAUUUCAAGCGAUUAGUAAAGGUGCCUUCGUUGCUUGGGUCGCGAUUUCAAAUGAUGGCGAAUUAAUUGCCGCAUUAGUCAGAUCUGGCAUUAUGAGUAAUAUUCAGAUUUAUCAAUUUCAAGAUGGAGUAAUGAUAGGAAAUCAAGUCAUAGUGUGCAGCUCAGAAAUUGUUUUUAUGGAAUUUAUCCAUGAAGCUUUUGCACUAGUUGCUUAUAACUGGUCCACACAGGGCAUUUAUUUAUACACUAUAAAAGUAGAAUCACCUCAAAAUACCAUUAUGUACGAGGACAUGGACGAAAAGUAUCACAUAGUUAAAUCUGAUUCCGCUUUCGUUAAUAAUAUACCGAUUAUAAGUAAGCUUCGAAUUGAUAAGGAAGGAUACUCUUCCCUUUCGAUUAUGACUGGUGCAGACUUGAAUAUCGAACACAUUUAUGAUCUUCGUACGAAAAAGGCAUCUCAUCAAGAAAAAGCAUCGUAUGACUAUCAUUUCCAUUGUGAUAUGCCCGGUAUAAUGAUUGAAGAAGUCUAUAAAUGUUGGAAUGAGCUAUGUUUGCCUACUUCUACCGUACAUUGGCAUGCUUUCAUUACGAUGUAUGAAUUGCCUCCCGGAAAUAGAAGAAAGUGGACUCAAAACCUUAUUUUCACAACGGACAUUAUGAAAAGCAGAAGCGAAUGUUUAUAUAACGAAAAGAAUGUCGUAUUUAUUAAAUGGCUAUCAAAAGCGGUUCUGAUUAUGAGAUUAGAAAUUUGA
This is a messenger RNA of Trichoplax adhaerens, 2532 nucleotides long. RefSeq lists its product as uncharacterized. The record is from RefSeq and is a predicted model, not a curated record. The coding region runs from base 1 to 2532 and encodes 843 amino acids. NCBI's taxonomy places the organism in Eukaryota, Metazoa, Placozoa, Uniplacotomia, Trichoplacea, Trichoplacidae. The transcript is spliced from 11 exons.